AUGCCUUCUUAUUGGAAUUUAAUUCGUGGUUUACAAACUAUUGAUGCUUGUAUUUUAACACAUUUUGAUUAUGAUGUUCUUCCUGGUUUACA
Molecule: messenger RNA, 92 nt
Organism: Rotaria sordida
Lineage: Eukaryota; Metazoa; Rotifera; Eurotatoria; Philodinida; Philodinidae
Source: the annotation of a GenBank genome assembly